ACUACGUCUUACAUAGGACAAUCGAAAAAGAAGCAUAUGGCUGUUUAAUAGAAUUCGAAUAAUUAUAACCAUCACCACUUUUCAAGUCACUAACUUCAUCAUGGCUCCAUUGAAAAUUGCUGUGUUAGAUGACUACCAAAAAUUCUCUCAGAACCCGUUCAAGGACUUACCGACCUCUGGGUAUGAGGUGGCGAUAUUCACCGAUACUCUACUUCCAUUCAACCACCAUGAUACUCCUCAAGAUGCCAAAGAUGCGCUAGUUAAACGCCUUGAGCCGUUCGACAUUAUUUCCUCGAUGAGAGAGCGGACGCCAUUCCCGGAAGAACUUAUCAAUCGGCUCCCAAAUCUUAAACUUCUCCUCACUACAGGUAGUCGCAAUGCAUCUAUCAGCGUGAAGGCAUGUUCCCAGCGCGGCAUCCUCGUGGCUGGUACUGAUGUGAAAGGGCCAAGUCCAGACUCUACGACACAGCAUUGUGUCGCAUUGAUCCUUGCGCUUGCCAGAAACAUACCGCAAGACGAUGCUAUCAUGAAAUCUGGAGGUUGGCAGACAACUUUCGCAACGGGAUUGGCAGGGAAGGUGUACGGCAGUAUUGGCCUUGGUAGAUUAGGAGUGUCUGUCUCGAGGAUCAUGCACAUAGCCUUUGGGAUGAAGGUCGUGGCAUGGAGCCCAAACUUGACUCAGGAAGCUGCCGAUGAGAAAGCCAAAGCUGCUGGAUUACCUGUCGAGGACGGAGACGGAGAGAAGACGUUCAAGGUAGUUGGUCGAGAUGAAUUGUUUUCCUCUGCAGAUGUAGCUGCUGUUCAGCUGGUCCUCUCGGGCCGGUCUAGAGGUCUAAUAACAGCAAACGAUUUAGGAAAGAUGAAGAAUUCGGCGCUAUUCAUAAACACUUCACGAGGACCGAUAGUGGUAGAAGAGGAUUUACUCGAGGUAGCUAAGAAGGGAUCAAUACGUGGCAUAGGGAUUGAUGUAUACGAAAUCGAGCCACUACCUACGGCUAGCGAGUGGAGGACGACGAAAUGGGGGGAAGGAGGUAGAAGUCGGGUGGUUUUAACACCGCACAUGGGCUACGUCGAGGAGGAACAUAUGACGGAGUGGUAUCAGCAGCAGGUGCAAAACAUAUUACGAUGGCAGAAGGGCGAAGCAUUGGCCACUAUUCUCAGUGAUGAUGGAUACUAUGAAGCGUUACGCUUUAUGAAUUAAACUAGAAGUUACAGCAUUGCACUUUCCGUAAAUACCUAGGUACCUUAGGUGCCUAGGGUAUCUAAUAUGUAAUGUUAAAGUGUGAUUGUGGUUGAUCUGUGGCCUUGGUAAUAAUUAGUUGAAGCCAGCAGCAUGUUGCUGUUGUUACUACUGUUGUUGCUGCUGCUGCUGUCUGGUGACAGCGGGUUCAAUGUUAGUUCCUGGGGAACUAACAGAGUACCUAACCUGGUAGGCACCUACCUUAGGAUGUAUCAAAGUACUUAACCUAGGUUAGUCAAGUACUAUGCCAUCGUGACUUCCUAAAACUAUAUAAUUCACGCUGAUUUUAACUCCUCCUGCCUACCGCGUCUUGCGUCAUUUUUUAUUAAUGUUCCUUUCCAAACAUUGUGCAUCUUUCUCCCUCUUGGCGCACAUCGCCAUUUAUCUUCCCACAAAUUUCUAUCUACUCCUUGGUUUA
Daldinia decipiens is the source of this 1658-nucleotide messenger RNA. Its product is annotated as D-isomer specific 2-hydroxyacid dehydrogenase. The record is from RefSeq and is a predicted model, not a curated record. Bases 101 to 1201 code for a protein of 366 amino acids. The transcript has 2 exons. Gene Ontology annotation, molecular function: NAD binding; oxidoreductase activity, acting on the CH-OH group of donors, NAD or NADP as acceptor. Lineage: Eukaryota; Fungi; Ascomycota; Sordariomycetes; Xylariales; Hypoxylaceae.